CCGCUCGCCUCUAUCCUCUUCAGCCUCGCCUGCCUGUUAGAUCGGUACUCCAGUGUUGGAGGCUAGGCUACCCUCCUCCCAGGACCACGUACGAGAGCCAGCCGCCGUCGUACCCCAAGGCUCGGGCUCCCCAAUCACGGAUUCAACCAUGGCAGUCCCCGCUACCUCCACCCGGUUUACCGACGAGUACCAGCUGUACGAGGAGCUCGGGAAGGGAGCUUUUUCCGUGGUGCGUAGGUGUGUAAAGAAGUCAUCAGGACAGGAAUACGCCGCGAAGAUCAUCAACACUAAGAAGCUGUCCGCGAGAGACCACCAGAAGCUGGAGAGGGAGGCUCGCAUCUGUCGCCUGCUGAAGCACCCCAACAUCGUGAGACUCCACGACAGCAUUUCAGAGGAAGGCUUUCAUUACCUCGUCUUUGACCUGGUGACGGGGGGAGAGCUUUUUGAAGACAUUGUAGCCAGGGAGUACUACAGUGAGGCCGAUGCCAGUCAUUGCAUAAGUCAGAUCUUGGAGAGUGUCAAUCAUAUCCACCAGCAUGAUAUUGUGCACAGAGACCUCAAGCCGGAGAACCUGUUGUUGGCCAGUAAGAUGAAGGGAGCCGCAGUGAAGCUGGCAGACUUUGGCCUCGCUAUCGAAGUGCAAGGAGACCAGCAGGCUUGGUUUGGGUUUGCGGGCACCCCCGGCUACCUGUCCCCCGAAGUCCUGAGGAAGGACCCCUACGGCAAGCCGGUGGACAUAUGGGCUUGCGGUGUUAUUCUCUAUAUCUUGUUAGUGGGAUAUCCUCCCUUCUGGGAUGAAGAUCAACACAAACUCUAUCAGCAGAUCAAAGCUGGGGCAUAUGAUUUCCCGUCACCUGAGUGGGACACGGUGACUCCAGAGGCAAAAAACCUGAUCAACCAGAUGUUGACCAUUAACCCGGCCAAGAGAAUCACUGCCGAACAGGCCCUCAAGCACCCAUGGGUCUGCCACCGUUCUACAGUGGCAUCCAUGAUGCACAGGCAGGAAACUGUCGAGUGUCUCCGCAAGUUCAACGCGCGUCGAAAACUCAAGGGAGCCAUUCUCACCACCAUGCUGGUGUCCAGAAACUUCUCAGUGGGCCGGCAGCAUACCAACUCUGCUGCUGCCGCCUCCUCCACGGCCUCACUGGCUCAGGAAGCAUGCAAAAGUUUGCUGAACAAGAAGUCUGAUUCUGCAAAGCCUUCCACCAACAACAGUAAGAACAGUAUAGUGAGCGCCAUCAAUGCCCUGAAAGACACCAACAUGGCGACCAACGCCCAGAUGGAAUCCCAGAGCACGGUGGUGCACAACCCCCCCGACGGAGUCAAGGGAUCAACGGAGAGCAACACCACCAACGACGAGGAGGAAAUGAAAGCGGACAGUUUGAGCAGCGCCACAGAGGAGAUGCCCCCACUUCUGCCCUCACCUCAAAGCUCACCUGCCAUUCCACCGCAUGACGUAAAGCGCAUGGCAUGGAACAGCUCCGGCCUCGACUCUGAGUUCUCGCAGUGCUCGGCGCCCGCCGCUCCGCUAGGGAGCAACGCUGCCAUAAGCAUCACUAAGACUCGUAAGCAGGAGAUCAUCAAGAUAACGGAGCAGCUGAUUGAAGCCAUCAACAACGGAGACUUUGACGCCUACACGAGGAUCUGUGACCCCGGACUCACCUCUUUUGAGCCCGAGGCCCUCGGGAACCUGGUGGAGGGGAUGGACUUCCACAAGUUUUACUUUGAAAACUUGCUAAGCAAGAACAGCAAGCCGGUGCACACCACCCUGCUCAACCCCCACGUGCACCUGAUCGGCGAGGAGGCGGCGUGCAUCGCCUACAUCCGCCUCACGCAGUUUGUGGACACCACCGGCCGCCCUCGCUCCAGCCAAUCGGAGGAGACCAGGGUGUGGCAUCGCCGCGAAGGCAAGUGGCUCAACGUCCACUUCCACUGCUCCGGAGCUCCUGCUGCACCGCUCCAGUGAUCAGUGGUCCUGAGCCUCCAGUCUACUGGAGUGUGUGUUUUGGGGGGCAGUCUUUUUUCAGCGAGCGUGUUUAAGAGGCACGUCCUCUGCGUGGAGUGGCUUGUGCCAGGAGCCCGGCCGGGCAAGAUCGCAUCCCUCUCCACGAUACCAACCAAUCCUGUCCCUCUUUGACCCGCUGGGGGCCGGCUGAACACAAGACACCGCCCCCAUGGGAUGAUGCAUGCAUCUGCCGCCUGAUUGGAGGGCGAGUCUUCGCCCUCCAUCCCUCCCCAUGGCAGCCAUCUUUUAUCUGCCCGCGCGACAUGUGACGUCCUGCGUGAGGGGGGGGGUUUACAGUUGAACUUGUGACAGUUUAUGAGUAUGAGUUAUGAAUAUGCUGUGUAAAUUAUGACUAGAUGUACCAGAAACCACCAAAACCCAACCAAGCAUUUAUAUUCACUAUCUAAUAAGGGAGGAACAGAAGGGAGCGUGAGGUUAGCAGCUGAGAUUUCGGACUCAUUUUUUGGUAACUCUAGGUUACCGGGCAGGAGGCGUUGUGCUCGAUGCCCGGCGCUGAUGUAAAGAUGUCGGGAGAUUCCCCCCCGCUCCCAUCGGCAUUCUAGAGGGGAAGAAUAAUGGAGUCUGCUCAGUCAGAAUACCUGAUGGCGAGAAAAACUUGAUAUCAAAAACAUGAAGCACCAAAGUGUAGAACUUUAGGCUUUUUAUGUGUUUUCGUUUGUGUGCUUGUUGUCCGACCGAAUGCAACAUUGUGUUGUUGUUUUUAAUUUGUGUUUCUGUUGUGUUUUAACGUCCUGUUCCGUUUGUGUUCCUGUGAACAACCGGAGCCUUUUAAAGUUUUUAAUUUCGUUGGUCGGACUGAUCUUGUAGUCGAGGCUAAGUUGAAAAAAAAAAGUGCAAGUUUAAAGCUAACGUGUUAGCACGUUGUGUUGUCUGUAUGCAGUGGAGGGAGAGAGGGGGGGGGAAAGAGGUUUGCGUUUUGCAUGUAUUCCCGCCCCCUCGCCCUCAUUCAACCCCCCCCCCCACCCACUCUCCUUUUUUCUCCCUCUUAAACCAUUCCCUCCCUCUUUUCACCCUCCUUUUCUCUGCUUUGUGCAAGGGGCCUGGUUUGUUUAUGAUCACUGUGUGAGAACAGUGGAUGUAUAGAUAUAUGUAGAAAAGUGUAAUAUAUGUAUCUAAGAGACACCCAUCCUGUGCAUCUGGGGAACACCCCAUGACCUCUGUGACGCAGAUCUAGUUUAGGAUUUUUUGUUUUACUUUAAUUCUACUUCCUUUUAAAUAUUGGAAGCCCUGCAUCAUUUACGACUAGAUUUCUUCCCGCGGCCGUAAGACUGUUUUUAAGAGACGGAGUUAAAAUAAACAACGGGUUUCAAAUAGUUGUUCCCCUUCCGCUUGAAAGAUGUUUAGAUUUAAACAUGGAACUCUUCAUCGUUGUGUUGUUUAUUCCUGAUUCCCUCAACGCUGUGAGCCGUCUCUUCAUAUCACACAAACACACACAACACACACACGCCUGGUGGUGUGUUUCUGCUCUGUAACAUAUCCGCACCACUGCUGUGUGACCGAGGUGCCCCCCCCCCCCCCCCCCCCCCCUUGCUGUGCUGCUGUCUCCAUCCAUCCGCUCUCCCCCCCCCUCCCUCCCCCGCGUACCAACGUGUCCCUGCUCUUGAGAUGUUUAUUUGUACGUCUCUCUGUCGUCUCUCUGUUCCCGUGUUACUGGUUUGAGUUUUUCCGUCGUCGCUGUCUUUGAUAAAAAUCUGUCGUUUGGUCAUUGUUCCGAUGUGCCAAGCUGAGUUCUGCACUCUCCCUCGUCCACGUUUAACAGGAAAAAAAGAGAAGAGGUAAAGACAACACAAAUUACAGAUUGAGUGAUCAUCCAUUGAUCAGGACUUUACUAAUGUAACCGAGGUGGUUAUGGAUGGUGACCCCCACCGAACCGGAGCGGGACACAGAGUUAUUUGCAUGUUUCAGUUACACAUUUCUACCAUGUACCUACCUGAAUAAGGAUGGAGCCUAGUGUUAAUAUAUGAUAUUUGCAUCUUUUGAAAUAAGAAUAUCCUCCAUCCAGAAUGUUGAAUAGGUGACAUGAAAAAUAUUAGAAAAAAAAACGCAAAAUUAAAAUAAAAAUAAAAAAAGGAUACAGGAGCCGUAGCUUGGUAUGAGGCCCUCGAUGUUAGCGUUUUCCCUGCGUUGUAAUGAUAUUAUUGGGCUGCGCUUUCUCCCCCGGCCUUCACGUGGAUGCUGGAGUUUUUUUGCAUGAUCAUGAUGUACAAUGAAAUACAACCAUGAAUUGACGACUAUCAAGUGUUUGUCUGAGUGUUAGUUGGUCUUCAUCAUAGCUUUGUUAUUAUUCAAAAUUGGAUCUUAAAGGUAUUUAAUAAAAAUACUAUUUCAGCACUG
This is a messenger RNA of Pungitius pungitius (ninespine stickleback), 4360 nucleotides long. RefSeq names its product calcium/calmodulin-dependent protein kinase type II subunit gamma-like. The record is from RefSeq and is a predicted model, not a curated record. Gene Ontology annotation, biological process: protein phosphorylation. The transcript has 23 exons. NCBI's taxonomy places the organism in Eukaryota, Metazoa, Chordata, Actinopteri, Perciformes, Gasterosteidae. Gene Ontology annotation, molecular function: ATP binding; calmodulin binding; calcium/calmodulin-dependent protein kinase activity. The coding region runs from base 149 to 1966 and encodes 605 amino acids.